GCAGUAACCAGGCCUUGAAAAAAGUUUAACUGUGGUCGGCUUUUGGUAACUUGGGUGAUGGUCUCUCAUCUGUUAGGAUGAGAGGCUUGGAAUCAUGUGAUUUUUCCUUCAGAUUCCUGUGGUGGGGAAAUGGGUCCCCUCUCACCAUGUCUGGCUGGCGGCGACCCAGAUGCCAUGUGAUGGUCAUUUGAAGACAGGACUUCUGGAUAUCAGGUUUCCGGAUUCCUCCCUGCCCAAGAUGGCAACCGAAGAGCAGGUGCUGCGGCCGCGGCUUCCAGAGCUGUUCGAAACCAGCAGGCAGCUGCUGGACGAAGUGGAAGUGGCCAGCGAGCCCGCUGGCUCGCGGGUCAUCCAGGACAAGGUGUUCAGGGGACUAGACCUCCUGGAGAAGGCUGCAGAGAUGCUGUUGCAGCUGGAUCUGUUCAGCCGCAAUGAAGACCUGGAGGAGAUCACGUCCGCCGAUCUCAAGUACCUGAUGGUGCCCGCGCUCCAGGGAGCCCUCACCAUGAAACUGGUCCAUACCAGCAAGCGCCUGGACCAUCUGCAGCGCGCUCGGGAGCACUUCAUAAACUACCUGACCCAGUGCCAGCACUACCACGUGGCAGAGUUUCAGCUGCCCGAGGCCAAGCUGGCCCCAGCCGAACAGCAGCCCACCACCGCCUCCCCGAACCUGGUGGCCAUGGCAUCACACCGACAGGCCAAGGUGGCGAGGUACAGGCAGCAGAAGGAGCUGGAGCACCAGCUGGCCGCGAUGAGGGCGGCCAUGGAGAGCGGGCAGGCGGAGGAUGAGCGUGUCCGCGAGUAUCACUUGCUGCACUUGCGCAGGUGGAUCUGCAUCAGCCUGGAGGAGGUGGAGAGCAUUGACCAGGAGGUGAAGAUCCUGCGCUCCAGAGACGCCUCCCGAGAGGCCUCCACCUCUCGCUCGCCGCUCCAGGACAGGGCCACCAUGAAGCCCUUCGUACUCACUCGGAACAAGGCCCAAGCCACUGUAUUUGGAGCUGGUUAUCCAAGUCUGGCCACCAUGACAGUGAGUGACUGGUAUGAGCAGCACAGGAAGAGCGGAGCCCUGCCAGAUCAGAGACUGGCCACGGCAACCCCAGCCGAGUUCACAAGAGCAGCCCCUCCACACGAGGAGCCAGAGCAAAAGGAGGAGGAGGAAGAAGACAACGAAGAGGACACAUUGCACCGAGUGCGGGACUGGGACGACUGGAAGGACACCCAUCCUAGGGGCUAUGGCAACCGACAGAACAUGGGUUAAUCUCCCCACCACCGGGACACAGUGCAGUUUUCUGGCCAAGGAAAACCGUGCUGCCUUCCCCUCUCCAGGCUCCUGCUCCAGCUGUGUGCAAGGAAGGUAAAGAUGCUGACUCUUGCUUUGCGUUCAAUAAAGUGUCAAACAACUCAGUGUGCAUUCGUACCCUAGAUAAUGACCAGUGAUCUUGUUUUGGCAUUAUUAAUUCUCAUCAUGGUGUACUCUGAUUUAAGUGGACAAAAAAGGCACUGAGAAAUGGCUCUGUAAUCAAUGGCUGUAUGAAUUCUUUUUUAAAAAUAAAAAACCCUUCUAUUACGUGAGCCUGUGCAGAAAAAAAAAUUUAUUUUAUAUCUUGUCUCUUCUUUGUUCUAAUAGUCCUUUUUUUUUGUAUUACACUUUUUGUUUAUAAGUUCAUGUGGUCAGGGUGUUUGUUUCAUUGUAUCUCCAGACCCAGAAUAGGGCCUGGCCU
Castor canadensis (American beaver) is the source of this 1721-nucleotide messenger RNA. RefSeq names its product immunoglobulin-binding protein 1-like. The record is from RefSeq and is a predicted model, not a curated record. NCBI's taxonomy places the organism in Eukaryota, Metazoa, Chordata, Mammalia, Rodentia, Castoridae. Gene Ontology annotation, molecular function: protein phosphatase 2A binding. Gene Ontology annotation, biological process: regulation of dephosphorylation; regulation of signal transduction. Gene Ontology annotation, cellular component: cytosol.